AUGGAGGUCGCGGAGAAGCCUGGUUCUCUGUCUCCCUUCAAAAUUCAAAUCUCUCCCGACAAAUGGAAUCGCUUAGUUGAUCUGGUCCGACUCUCACCACUUCCUCCUCCGACAUUCGAAGGAAAGGACCCCAAAUUCGGCAUUCAAAAUGAAUACAUGGAGAAUGCCAAAAGAGAGUGGCAGACCUUUGAUUGGAAAGCGCACGAGGAAAAGCUUAACGAAUUGCCACAAUUCAUUGCAGAGGUGGAAGACAAACAUGGAGAACUCUUCCAAAUCCACUUUGUAGGAUAUUUCACCAAGAAUCCGAAAGCAAAGUCUAUUAUCCUUUUGCAUGGUUGGCCAGGCUAUAUGUUUUCGUCUGGGCCUCCGCUUGACAAAGACUUCAAGAUAGAGGAUGUGGCAUUCUUGAUGAACGGCUUGAUGACCCAACUGGGUUAUAGUUCCCAGAACGGAGGCUAUCUCGCUCAGGGUGGUGAUAUUGGAAGUGAAUCUUACUCGUUAAUCCAAGUGACAAUGGACUUUGCUCCAUUUUCUCGUUCUAGCGACAGUCAACUUACGCCAGCCGAAGAGAAAGGGCUCGCUCGUGGAGAAUGGUUUCGUGCCAACGGAGCAGCAUACGCAUUCGAACAUGGUACACGGCCGAGUACUAUAAGUCAUGUUUUAGCGAGCAGCCCGCUGGCACUGCUGGCAUGGUUUGACUCCCACUCCUGA
Molecule: messenger RNA, 711 nt
Organism: Penicillium vulpinum
Lineage: Eukaryota; Fungi; Ascomycota; Eurotiomycetes; Eurotiales; Aspergillaceae
Product: epoxide hydrolase N-terminal domain-containing protein
Exons: 4
Coding region: 1-711 (236 amino acids)
Biological process (GO): epoxide metabolic process
Molecular function (GO): epoxide hydrolase activity
Source: RefSeq, a predicted model, not a curated record